This is a messenger RNA of Ipomoea triloba (trilobed morning glory), 1138 nucleotides long. RefSeq names its product ycf49-like protein. Lineage: Eukaryota; Viridiplantae; Streptophyta; Magnoliopsida; Solanales; Convolvulaceae. The transcript is spliced from 5 exons. The coding region runs from base 71 to 640 and encodes 189 amino acids. The record is from RefSeq and is a predicted model, not a curated record.
UUCACUCCCUUGACAUCUUCAUUUCAUAUUUUCAGCAACAAAGCUUUCAAGAUAUCAAAAGAAAACUGCCAUGGCACUUCUAACCUUAUUAUCUCCUUCAAAGUUCCUACCUUCUCCAAAGCCCAAACAAACCCAAAUUUCCUCAGUCCCAAAAUCCCCAAAUUUUAUUUCUUCUGUAUUCCACCCAAUACCCAUUGAUUUCAAUAACCAAAAAACCGUGACUACGCUUUUGGGGGUUGCUGGUCUUGCUUUAAUCGCCAUAUCCGGACCUGCUUCUGCUGCCGAGCAAGCUGCAAUGGCUUCAUCCUCUGUGCAGUUUGCUGAACCUGCCAAUGCUCUGUCUUUACCCACCUGGACUAUUCAUGUUUCCAGUGUUGUUGAAUGGGUUAUUGCAAUGGCUUUGGUUUGGCAAUACGGGGAGAAGUCAGGAUAUGAAUCUUGGAAGGGGCUAUCAUGGGGUAUGGUACCGUUGCUGGGUGGAGCAUUUUGUGCCUGCACAUGGCAUUUCUUCUAUAACUCAGAGUCUCUCGAGGUUUUAGUGGCUCUUCAAGCAGCUUUGACUGUGAUUGGUAAUGCCACAAUGUGUAUUGCUGCAUUCCGCAUAUACAAAUCGUCACAAGAGAGUUCCAAAAGUUUGUGAGGAUUAUAUUAAUUCUCCUUUCUCACCGGAAGAAAGAAAUGGAAAUAGGAGAGUUUUAUGCAUAUGUUAAUUAAAGAAAGCACCAUUAAGUGGGAAGAAAGCUAAGACUAUUGAAGUUAUUCUUUUUCCAUUGGAAGAUUGUGAAGUCUUUUGGUAGCUGUAUGCCAGUUUGUGUUGUGCUGUCUAAUGGAACAAAUAUUCUCCCUUUUUGGUGGCUGGGGAGUUCUGUCAACAAAGGGGAUUGAUCUUCACAGUAUCUUGCUGCAAACCAUGUAAAUUUCGUGUACCUAUUUUAGUCAUAUGAACAUCACAUGUAUUUACUUCUUUCUUUUUUGAGUAUUACUGACUCUGUUACAAUAUAGUAUCUGUCCAUACAUACCUGUGAGGCUGUGACCUCCCAUUUGGGAGAGCCACAGUUAUGCCGCUUGACCACAAGGUCUUUGGUGACAUGUAUUUACUUCUUGGAACUACUGAAAGUUUUUUUUUUUUCAUUGGUCA